Molecule: messenger RNA, 1476 nt
Organism: Rotaria sordida
Lineage: Eukaryota; Metazoa; Rotifera; Eurotatoria; Philodinida; Philodinidae
Source: the annotation of a GenBank genome assembly
GUAUAAAAGCUAGAAGAAAACAGUCAACUUCAGGAGAGAGGUGAACAUGAGGAAAAUGUAAGCUCGCGAAAAAAAAGAAGAUAAAUACGAUGUCUAUUGAAACAUCAAUGAAUGUAUAUGGCUGAGGUAUCUUAAAAAAUUUUGUGGCCAUCGAUGGCGACUAAACUGAUCGGUUUACACCUCUACACUUUCAUCAUUCAACAAUCUUAGAAUACUUCAUAAAACUUAAAAUCGGAAGUCUCCGUUAUUUUUUCUUCGUAUAAAUGAAAUAUGCAUAAAUUACAUUUUAUUAUUUUUAUUUUAGGUUUACAAACAAUUAAUAUAACAUUACGUAUUCUUCAUCGACCAAGAGCUGAACUUUUACCGAAAAUUUUUUGCAAAUUUGGUUUUAAAAUCUGUUGUACUAAGUCUCAAUUUGAUGCUAUUGAAUUGAUUACACAACAUACACUUAUUUUUCAAUGUGUUAGUGAAUUAUUAACAGAACAUGCUGCUCAAUUUGGUUUAUUACUUGAUGAUAUUUCAAUUACACAUUUAAGUUUUAGACCUGAAUUUACAAGUGCUGUUGAAUUAAAACAACGAUUUUUAGUCGAAAAAACGGAACAAAGUCGUCAAGCAAAUGUUAUUGCAGCAGAAGGUGAUGCUCGUGCAGCUGAUUUGAUUGGCAAAGCUUUAGAUGAAGCUGGUGAUGGUUUGAUCGAACUUCGACGAAUUGAAGCCGCUGAAGGUAUUGCAAAUCAACUAUCAAAAUCAAGAAACAGCGCCUAUAUACCACAUGGUCCUCAAAUGUCACUUAACAUUACUGGUAAUCAAAAUUAUAUAAAUACUCGAUUUCGUUCACCACUUGUCAAUUAUUUACCACAUUUGGUUCCAUCUCAAGUAGCUACAGCUCAUUUUCAACUUGUUCUAUCACGUAAUCAUCGUUUUGGUAUUGAUUCAAUUCCAAUAGGAAUUUGUUAUGCUGGAACAGGUGAUCAUGGUUUUAGUCGACGAAGAUUAUUUAUUGCAGUUCUAUUAAUUAAUCAAUACCCUAUAUGUUCAAUUCUUCUUGAAAAUCCAUAUUAUGGUUUAAGAAAACCACCAGAUCAAUCUCAUUCAUCAUUAUUAUAUGUUACCAAUUUAUAUAUCAUGGAAGUACUUGUUUUAGAAACACUUAUACUACUUCAUUGGUGUCAAAAAAUGAAAUUAACAUCAGCUAUUCUACAUGGUUUUUCUCUUGGUGAACAUAUAGCUUCAUUAGCAUUUACAAACAUUUUGAUUGUACUCAAAAUUCUUCUUUCAUCUAUUGAAGAUUUAGCUAAAACAGGUAUUAUUGAUAUCGUAGUACUUGAUACAUUUCGUCAAAGUCGAAUACGACAUAUGAUAUUUGUUGGUCGACGUAGACUAAUUCAAAUAUUGUCAUUUACUAUAAAAGAAUUUCGUGAACUUACUAAAUUAACUGGUUUACAAUCAAUGUUAAACAAAGAAGAUUUUAAUUGA